UAAACCUGACGGUGCCUCCUGGAAGCAGUCAGACAAGCACACCGACCCGACGACACAGUUACUCACAGCGUGCAACAAACGAGCAGCAAAGCAAUGGCUGCGAUCGCCGAGAAAGCCAUGAGUGUCUACCAGGCCGUCCUGACGUCUACGGACCCUCGAGUGAAGUCAUGGCCUCUGAUGGGCAGCCCCAUGACCAUCCUGUCCAUCAUCGCCGGUUACGUCUACUUCGUCAAGGUGUGGGGACCCAAUUGGAUGAAAGGCCGUGAACCCUUCCAGCUCAAGUCGGUUCUGGUCGCCUACAAUGUGAUCAUGGUGCUGUUGAGCACAUACUUCUUCGCUUAUGGAGGUUCUUACACGUAUCUCGGUCAGUACAACUGGUUCUGUCAGCCGGUCAACUAUGGCACAGACGACACCGCGAUGGCUGUCACCCGAUUGGGAUGGUGGUACCUCCUGCUCAAGUUGGGCGAGUUUCUCGACACGGUCUUCUUUGUGCUCACCAAGAAGUUCUCACACAUUUCGCUGCUGCACGUGAUCCAUCACUCGACCGUCGCCUGGACUGUGUGGAUGGGUGUGAACUUCGGAGCCGGCGGCCAGAACGCCUUCUUCCCAUUCAUCAACUGCUUCGUCCACAUGGUGAUGUACACUUACUACUGCCUCGCCGCUCUCGGUCCGGAGGUCCGCAAGCACCUCUGGUGGAAGCGUUACCUCACCCAGUUCCAGAUGGUUCAGUUCGUCAUCGGCUUCUUGCACGCGGCAGUGCCUGUUGUGUACGACUGUGGCUUCCCGCCCUACUUUGCGUACAUCCUCAUGGGAGAAGCUGUGCUCCUUUUCUUCAUGUUCAGGAACUUCUACAAGAAGGCUUACAAGGGUGCCUCCUCUGCUUCUCGGUCAGCGCCGUCGCUCGCCGCCAAGACGGAUUGACGACUCCAUACUCACUAGAAUCGCUCACUGCUGGAGUUCGGAACUGUUUGCGUGAUUUUCUUAACUGUGAUGAAAUCCGACCACCCAACUCCGGAUUACAUGGACAAUUCCUCAUAACCUUGACACUCGGGUGAACGGUCAGCGUUGAUCGAAAGCAUUUCUUAGCAUUCUUACGUGACUUUUAGGGUGUGCAUAUUUUAUCGCGUACGACUUCAUCAUCCACCAGUCAAGUCUCAGUUUGAUCGCUCUUUCAACGGGAAAGAAAGUCCAACUUAGCUCAGCGAUUACGAUAGUUUAUUAUGCUGGGGAUUUCCCAGAUUUCUGUCGCAUUCCAGACCUUCGCAGUCUCAACCUUGUAUACAUACUUUAUUUAUAGGCUAUAGGAGCAUCUUCAGACUGAGACUUUCUUCGGACUGGUUGGUUUCAUCAGUGACGCUAGGUCUCGGGCGCUUAUGCAGACGGCGUUAGACCUGAACCACAAGAAUAGCUUUUCCUGCAUAAACUCCCGAGGCUCCGUUUCGCGGUCCUUUCAUCCACUGUACCAUUUUAGCAUGCGUACACUAACUGCAACUGCCGCCCCCCUCCGUGAGGCUCCCAAGCAUCUUGACCUUCGUGAGAUGCUCGUCCUUGGGCAGUCCACUGCGCUUCGUGAACCUCUGUGCAUCCCAGGGGCUUUCACGGUCGUUGACGCGAAAAUGUUUCUUUCAAGACUGAAUGAAGGCAUUCUUUGUCUUGAAAUGCCUUUUAAACUUCAAGGGCAGUGUGACGCUUGUCUGUAAGUUAUUUCGAGUACACCACAAAGAAUGUAUAUAUGUAAAUAAAAAUCAUCAUUGUCGUUUCAGUAAUACC
Ornithodoros turicata is the source of this 1770-nucleotide messenger RNA. RefSeq names its product very long chain fatty acid elongase AAEL008004-like. The record is from RefSeq and is a predicted model, not a curated record. Gene Ontology annotation, cellular component: endoplasmic reticulum membrane. Bases 94 to 921 code for a protein of 275 amino acids. NCBI's taxonomy places the organism in Eukaryota, Metazoa, Arthropoda, Arachnida, Ixodida, Argasidae. Gene Ontology annotation, biological process: fatty acid elongation, saturated fatty acid; sphingolipid biosynthetic process; fatty acid elongation, polyunsaturated fatty acid. Gene Ontology annotation, molecular function: fatty acid elongase activity. The transcript has a single exon.